CUUAGCGCGCGCUUUGUGCGAGCUGAUGUAGUUCGCUGUGGUUUCCCGCUCCCUACAAACAUGGCCAUUCGGCUGGAGGCGGCGCUCUCUGUUGUUGUGUUGCAGCCUUGAAGACGUCCACGAAUCCUUCGCGGUAUUAUUGAUGAUGACCCAAACAGUUCAGACCAAUGGGGUCCAGCCCCUCAGUAAGACCUGGGAGCUGAGUCUGUAUGAGCUGCAGAGAACUCCACAGGAGGCCAUAACAGAUGGACUGGAGAUCGCAGUGUCGCCUAGAUCCUUGCACAGUGAACUUAUGUGUCCCAUCUGCCUGGACAUGUUGAAGAACACAAUGACGACCAAAGAAUGUCUGCAUCGCUUCUGUGCCGAUUGUAUCAUCACAGCGUUGAGAUCUGGAAACAAAGAGUGUCCGACCUGUCGUAAGAAGCUGGUGUCAAAGAGGUCGCUGCGUCCAGACCCAAACUUCGAUGCUCUGAUUAGUAAGAUCUACCCCAGUCGUGACGAGUAUGAAGCCCACCAGGAGAGGGUUCUGGCACGUAUCAGCAAACACAACAAUCAGCAGGCCCUGUCCCACAGCAUAGAGGAGGGGCUGAAGAUCCAGGCCAUGACCAGACUGCAGCGCGGGAAGAGACACACGGUGGAAAACGGCAGCGGAGCUGAAGACAACGGAGACUCGUCCCACUGUAGCAACGCCUCUGUCCACAGCAACCAGGAGGCGGGGCCAAGCAUUAAACGCACCAAGAUGAGUGAUGACAGCGGGCUGGACAUGGACAACACUGUUGAGAACGGAGGCGGGGACUCUGUGAUGGACGGGGGCGCCAGCGAGAUAGAGUUGGUGUUUAGGCCACACCCCACACUGAUGGAGAAAGAUGACGGCCACAGCAGUGUGGAGUUUGUCCCUCGCUACAUUAAGACAUCUGGUAAUGCAACGGUGGACCACCUAUCCAAGUACCUGGCUGUCCGGCUGGCUUUAGAGGAGCUGAGAAGAAACGCCGAUGCCAGCCCAGUUAACGUGGAGGCGGCCUCAGAGAAACAGUACACCAUCUACAUCCCCACUCCUGGAAACCAGUUCACGGUUCUGAACGGUUCCUUCUCCCUGGAGCUCGUCAGUGAGAAGUACUGGAAGGUGAACAAACCCAUGGAGCUGUACUUCGCCCCCACUAAAGAACACAAGUAGAGAGGAGAAGUGCCCACAUUGAGUCAGAGGAUGGCCCGGGUAUCUGCUGCUCCAACCGACGGAGCAGUUGUGAGGCUGCAGCGACGGCGGGUUUGCAGGAGCCAAACAGACUUUUGUAAAAAGAAAACAAACCAUGUUUUAUAUCUUUGUGAUUUUCCUCCCGGUAGUAGCAGAUCAAGAGAGCAGACCAACUGAUCCUCCACAGAAAGCAGCCGGUCUGACCGGCUUCAUGUUGGGUCUGUGCUCCGUCACGCUCGCUGCUUCAGGCCGACGCAGAGGGAGGGCCUGAAGCACUAAGUGCUCAGCUUUCUGUCAUGAAGCGAGCAGUGAGCCGCUCGUCCUCUGAAGGCUGCACGGCUGACCCAGGGUCUCCGUCUGCUGUCCUGUUCUGCUGUCCGUAGGAACAAACUGUUCUUGUAUCUGUGGUUCAUUCUUUUAUAAACGUCUUUUGUAGCGCAGUGAGGGAGCAGUGUUUUACUAUGGGGGGGGACCAUUUCAGUAUUGACUUUUCCACAGAUCAAGUUUUGUCAGUUCGUCCCGCAGACCCACUCUUGUGUAGGUUUGAUUCCUGUGCAGCUCUCGAGUCUGAAUGUAGAAGUGAGACUCUGACGGCUCCAGAAGGCGCCACGGGAUUGUGAAGCUCAGCAGGUUCGACUCCACUUCCACGUCCUUUGGGCUGCGUUCAUCAGCACGCCGGUCCAUCAGUCUGCAGGAGAACUGCUCAUGCUGGGGUCAGUUCAUCUCUCACCCGAAGUGUUUAGUUGGACAACGCAGAACAAAGGUUCAAUGAAAUGACUCGUCGCGUCAAAGUUUGCAAUAUUUACUGGAUCGGAGUCAGAAAAUGAGAACUGUUUCCAAAAACUCCAAAUGGUCUUACAGUGUCUGGGUCAGGAUGGGGGAGUCACGUGUGCCACUUUCUUCUCAUUUUGAAUUGAAGAGCUGCUGGAUCCAUGCUGGACUGAGGUUCUAGUCCCGUCUUCAUGUGGACUGGUUUUUGUUGAACAGAAGCUCUCCCAGAAUCCAUGCUUUGGCGAGCGUUCACUCCUGUCACGUUUGAUACUGUUCUGUCUUUGUGGAAACUGUAAAUGGCAUUUUCUGUUUUGACAAUAAAACAUGAUCUUUGUGGUUCAGUGUGA
This is a messenger RNA of Oryzias melastigma (Indian medaka), 2310 nucleotides long. It is a transcript of the gene rnf2, whose product is annotated as ring finger protein 2. The coding region runs from base 143 to 1174 and encodes 343 amino acids. The transcript is spliced from 9 exons. Gene Ontology annotation, cellular component: PcG protein complex; ubiquitin ligase complex. The record is from RefSeq and is a predicted model, not a curated record. Gene Ontology annotation, molecular function: chromatin binding; ubiquitin protein ligase activity. NCBI's taxonomy places the organism in Eukaryota, Metazoa, Chordata, Actinopteri, Beloniformes, Adrianichthyidae.